AUGAAUUCUGUCACGAAACACUUUGAACACCUCAAGAUACCACUAGAAGAUAUAAAAUCAGCAACGAAUAAUUUCGCCGAUAGCAAUUGCAUCGGACAAGGUGGAUUUGGGAAGGUGUACAAAGGGCAACUCCUCCUUUCUGGAGGGAAUAACGUGGUUGCUAUAAAGCGUUUAGAUCGUGCAUUUGGGCAAGGAAAUCCAGAGUUUUGGAAAGAGAUUACUAUGCUUUCCAUUUAUAAGCAUAAAAAUAUUGUAUCCCUUCUCGGAUUUUGUGAUGAAAAUGACGAGAAGAUACUUGUAUAUGAGUAUGCAUCUAAAACCAGCUUGGACAAGUAUCUGAAUAGCAAUGAUCUAACGUGGGUUCAACGCCUUAAGAUAUGCAUUGAUGCAGCUCGUGGGCUAGCGUACUUUCAUAAUCCGGGCGGUUCUCAACAAAGAGUAUUACACCGUGAUAUUAAAAGUUCUAAUAUCCUACUAGAUGACAACUGGAACGCUAGGAUCUCAGAUUUAGGUUUGUCCAAAUUUGGUCCCGCUGAUCAAAAAUACACUUUUCUUCUUUCCAUCCCUGUGGGCACAAUAGGGUAUUGUGAUCCGUUAUAUGUGGAGACAGGGUUACUAACUAAAGAGUCGGAUGUUUACUCCUUUGGUGUGGUUUUGUUUGAAGUCUUGUGCGGUAGGUUGUGUGUUGACAUCAACAAUGAAAAACGUCAACCUUUCACAGGAUUGGUGCGAAAGUCCUACAAAAAGGAUAACAUAGAUGAAAUUAUAUAUGUUAAUAUAAAAAAGGAAAUAAAUCCUUAUUCUUUAAAGGAAUUUACGACGAUUGCUUAUCAAUGUUUGAAGAGAGACCGAGAAGAACGUCCAUUAAUGACCAAGGUCGUGGAAAUGCUUGAAAAUGCACUAAAAUAUCAAAUGCAGGGUCCAACAGAUAUGCAAGGUAUGCAGCAACAACAACAACAAUAUCCAUUCGCGCCUCUGAGAAAACAAUGA
Molecule: messenger RNA, 990 nt
Organism: Erigeron canadensis
Lineage: Eukaryota; Viridiplantae; Streptophyta; Magnoliopsida; Asterales; Asteraceae
Product: putative receptor-like protein kinase At5g39000
Exons: 2
Coding region: 1-990 (329 amino acids)
Biological process (GO): protein autophosphorylation
Cellular component (GO): plasma membrane; plasmodesma
Molecular function (GO): ATP binding; transmembrane receptor protein tyrosine kinase activity
Source: RefSeq, a predicted model, not a curated record